Molecule: messenger RNA, 4697 nt
Organism: Sabethes cyaneus
Lineage: Eukaryota; Metazoa; Arthropoda; Insecta; Diptera; Culicidae
Product: serine-rich adhesin for platelets-like
Exons: 4
Coding region: 356-3760 (1134 amino acids)
Source: RefSeq, a predicted model, not a curated record
UAGCUCAACGUAAAACUUGCAAAAGCUAUAAUAGUAGACACCAAGUGUCAAGCAUAGAUUUCCUGCCAGAAAUUUAAGAAAAGUAUAUCGACUGCAGAAUGGCUUGCAGAUAGUUGUCGGAUAUCCUUAAUUUGCUGCUACCGGGCUUCGCGUGCAGAACGUAUACAGAAACUACACGCAAACUUGACAGUGCAACAGUGAAGUAACAUUUAUUCGUAACAAACAAUCGGAAACGUUUGGUAGUUUCCCUAACAAAAAAAAAACAAAGACUUUUUAUAAUUGGCAUUAGGAGAUCCGCAAAAAGACUUUCUAUUGCAACUAUUUAGCUACUGCAAAGCAGGUAUAAACCACUAUAAUGAGCAAUCGAGACAGUAUCAGUCUGGCCAAACUGAAGGGACAGAAGUGGAAAGCGUUUGCCGAAUUGACGAGUAAACUAAUCGGAUUAGAUUCCGACGAUGAGGACGUUCCAAUCAGCGAGUUUACCAGCGAGCACCGCAAAUCCAGCAAAAGUCACGGCAGCCACCACAAGAACUCAAAUAAAUAUUACUCAUCUACGUUCGCUGCAUCGGUGAUGUCGUUGGGCGCAACCGGUUGCAGCAGUGCAGCGAGAAGCGGAAUACACAGCCGCCAUAAGGGCAGCGUUAUGCGAUUGGACAAGGCUGACAUGGGUCUAUACGGGUUGUGUCCGGAGACAGAUCCGUUCUAUGCCGUUAUCUGUGAUAUUUGUGGCAGUGUGGUCAAACCGCAAGGCCUCCAGAAACACAUGAGUAAUCGACACCAUUCCCACUACAGCCAUGCCUCUAAGAGCGUAUCAUCGUCGGCAUCGCAUAGCGGUCGGGAUCAUCACUCUUACAGUGACACACCGCCCCGAAGUAACAGCAACAGCGGGGACUCCUGCCGGACAGAUAAAGUGCAUCAGUCCAACAGCUCUUCCAAGCACGACGAUCUGGAUAAUACUCCAUUGAAAGCUCGUAGCAGCGGCCUAAGUUCCAAAAUAAAAGGGAAAAAUGGCAAGAGCGUAUCUUCCUUUCACAGUUCCUCCCACCACAAUGGAAAACCGGGCAGUUCCAGUGGUAGCAGUUCGAAAACGUCCAUACACGAGACUAAUCCACCGACUGAAGCUAACAGCAACAUGGUUCUCAGCUCUCGGGAUCAGCAAAAGCACGAAUCUAUUUCUUCGCAAACUGCCACACUCAGUGGCCUUUUGGACAAAAAAGGUUCUUUAUCUUCUACCUCAUCCGGAGUUAGCAGCGACAGCACUUCAUCCCACAACAUCAACAGCAAUAGCAAUCCAUCGCCGUCGGGAAAGGGGGGAAAGCGGAGCAGCUCCAAGCUUGCAUCAUCCGCUUCAUCUUCCUCAUCGUCCUCGUCGUCCUCUUCAUCAUCUUCAUCGUCGUCUUCGUCGUUCAGUACCACCAGUGGCAACGGUGGUAGUAGCAGCAGUAGCAGCAGUAGUAGUAGCAGCAGCAGUACUUCUAUACAUACGAGCAGUAAACUGCCGUCUUCCAGCAGCGAACGGAAAAGCGAUCACCGAAGGGAGUACGACCCGGACAGGCACUGUGGUGUAACUUCCAGCGACGGCAAACGGCGCUGCACACGGACUCUCAACUGCAAGUCGCAUUCCGUUUCAUUGCGCCGGGCCGUACCGGGCCGAAGCAAGAGUUUCGACAGGCUUCUGUCCGAGCAGAAAUCUGUUUCCGUGGGUCAGGACGAGAACUACAUCGAUGUGGAAUCAUCCAGCAACUCUUCGUCCGGUUUCGAUGCAGACGGCCGCGCGCGAACCACGUUGGCUGCCGUUGGAGUUGACAAUUUGAACUCAUCAGAACAUCUUUCCUUCACCCCAGAGAAAUCUAGUCCCCGCAACGAGAGUGCACCUUCAACUCCCGGUAGCCUCAAGGCGGCCAGCAGUUCCAGCUUAAUAUCUUCGCCGUCGUCAGCAGUAUCAAAGUCUGCUGAUUUCAAAAACGAACGUUCGCGACACAAGCAGCGUUCGUCGACUCACUCGAAGUCUGCGGGCUAUCAGCAAGAUACAUCGGUAGCGUCAAGUUCGAACUCUGAACAAACUUCCCUCAAAAACCCUGCUGUCUUACGGGCGAGUAAGACUCAAAGGGAGCAGCCUCUAACGAUUCCUUCGGCUGCAGAACUUCUCGCGCAUCACUUCGUAGAAGAAAAUCCCAACACCGUUCUAUCGGACGCUACCAUCGUGAUGGAUCCCAACACAAAUCUUCUCAAGCUGUCUGUAUCCGGCACGUUGCAUCCCACCAAUGAGAACGAAACACCGGAAGAAUCUAUUCAACAGUUUGCGGCUAACUUGAUGCAGGAGCAACAACUAACCGUAACGGUCCCCCUAUCUGUGAUAUCAUCGAUGAACAUUUCUGGAAACAACAUGGUUAAUGUCAAUGCCGGAAGCGAUGAUCCUAGUGCGAUUACCUCGACCACGGCCAGUUUGAAUGAAGCGACAACCGUGGCGAUGCAAGCAGGACAAAUUCUCGCCGCAGGCGCCUCCGCCGGAGACAAUGAUCUGGCAAGAGCUGACCAAUUCAUCCCAGCGGAGUUGAUCAAUCAACUUCCGCUGGUACAAACGACAGCAGAUGGGACUGAAAUCCACGAUCCCAACCAGUACAUUACUGCAUCCACAGGUCAAGAGCUAGGCGAUCAUGCGUUGAUCUCAAACUACAACGAUCAGAUCAAUUACACAAUUCAAACGCUAGCACAAAACCUGCACAACGCGGAACACAUCGCUGCUGGCCAAGCAUUGACGACCGAUUUAGCGGAAAGCAUUGACGACAUCGUCCCAACCAUCAACCUGCUACCGGCAGCCACAAAUCCACUUGUGCUACCGCAAUUGCAAGCCGAUUUGGCCGAUUCUAUAAUCCUAACCCCGAACCAAUUGUCGUCAAUUUCGCAGUCCUUAGUUGAUCAACAUUUCAUAGAAAAUGUAACGCUAAAGUCCGAACUUGAGCUGCUUACUGUGAACACUCCCGUGGACAUUUCCAAAAUAAAUCUGCUACGAACGGUUGACGGUGACUUCAUCAAGGAGCGUCAGCAGCAACAGCAAGCGAGCAACGUUAUGUACCAUGCCCAAAUCGACGAGUUCCGUGGUGUUAAAAUGUGGUACAGCAACCUGCCGAAACCGUUGCACGUCAACAACUUCCAGCUGCGCCGACUAGGAGGUGGCUAUGUUAUGAACCGAAAGUUGCUCAACAUUCGUAAAAACCUCGUCAACGAAUCGAACAAUCUAUCCAAAUCGCUCAACUCACAACUAUCUCCGAUAGGGGGUCCUCGCAGUGCGCUCAACUUCAACAGUUCGAGCGCACGUUCCGGAGACCAUUUGCUAUCGCCGAUCACCGGACUAGGCAAAAGCAAAGAUUCUAACGGUGGAAUGGGGCUUUCUAGUUCGCCGGUAGGAAACCGCCCUGGCCAGGUUAACCGUGGCCAAAGACGACUGAUACUGCCACAGGCUUCGAUAAAGAAACCAACGGAAAAGACUUCUUGUUUGCUAAGUAAUGCUUACUUUAAGAAUCUUAUUAGUUCAAUGCAGCAACAGCAGCAGCAGCAGCAACAUCAACACCACAACGCUAACCACCAUCUCCCCAUCGCAGUAACGUCAUCCUGCCUAAAGCGGCCCGCUUCCUCGUUAACAUCACUGUCGAACAAGCGGCUUAAAAUUAUCAAUAACCUCCAGAAUUCAACUGCCCCGCCGCAGAUGCUACUGCAAAGUGGAAGCGGCAGCGGUAAAGUGAAGCCCAAAGUGUUAUAAUUGGUGAUUAGGAUCUACCCACUCGACGACGACAGAUUCGAAGGCGACACCGACGACAGUGAAUAGACAGAGAGUUCCGUAGAUCCGGAAGCACUCAAACUUUACUGACACACAAACAAAAACAAACACACACUUUGCUAGACGCUUAUGGUUAUGUGUACUUUCAAUAGGUACAGCGCAUUACUUUACCGCUGUUGAUUCAGCUUGCUACUCUGGACGGUUGGCGCGAAAACGGGAAUAUAAUGGACUGAAGAAAAAAAAAAGAUUUAGUAAUGUUUGUCUCUACGUAUAAUAUACAUAUAAAUAAUCAAACAAAAAUGAUAUCGAACAAAUCAGCGAUAGAUGCCAAUGUCACUUUAGGGACGCACUUGGGAUCCUCGUAUUCUAUUAUCUGGAUAUAAAUUAUAUGAGAACCCAACGUAUUGAUGUACGGCCUCCAAGCGUGAGGCACCUUACUUUAACGACUAUAAUUUAUUUUUAACAGAAUUGUGUAGAAAUCAACCAAAUAACAAAGCUUUAUUUGUCACAAUAUAAACUGAUUUUCUUUUAUUAUUUAUUUUACCAUUCUGUAUUAGUGUGCGUAGAUUCCUUAUUAAUGCGUCCCUACUGCAGCAGAUAUCAUUAAAUGUAUGGCGCGUUCUCUGCUUGGGUUGAUGAAUAGCUCCAUAAACUACUCUAUAGAAUCGUAAUCCAUUUAACCUACUACUGGUAUAUUUUACAUUAUCCGAGUGAUAGUAAGCUUGAAGCUGAAAACGUAAACUAGUGAAGAGAAAUAUAGAAGCUCGUAGUAAUGAAGUAAUGAAUAUACAUAACGGAACUUUCUCCCGCAGUAAAUGAAGCAUUAUCAAUUACUCACUGAAUUGCAGGCAAAGCUAAAUGACAAAACAAAACAUUGAAACUCUGUAAAAUUAGUCCGUUUUUUGUAAUGAGUCCAAAU